Messenger RNA from Saxophila tyrrhenica, 900 nucleotides. RefSeq lists its product as uncharacterized. Lineage: Eukaryota; Fungi; Ascomycota; Dothideomycetes; Mycosphaerellales; Extremaceae. The record is from RefSeq and is a predicted model, not a curated record. Gene Ontology annotation, biological process: proteolysis. The transcript is spliced from 4 exons. Gene Ontology annotation, molecular function: serine-type carboxypeptidase activity. Bases 1 to 900 code for a protein of 299 amino acids.
AUGUCAGGGAGAGUCGUACGCUGGGCGCUAUGUGGCGCCCUCAUUUACGACCCUACCCUCGCCGACUAUGGCCAACUACAAGCCAACAUCCCAACCGUCCCAUUCGUCGAAGCCAAUAACGCGAUUCUCACACUCAACGAGUCAUUCAUCGAAGAUAUCAAAGCAACCAGCGCCAAAUGUGGCUUCGACAGCUACCUAGACAAAUACCUCAGCUACCCUCCACCUGGACCCCAGUCACCCAGCGGCGCCUACGAUCCAAAGUGCGACAUCUGGUCCGAAAUGGCCGCCGCCUGGUUUCUAGUGAACCCCUGCCAAAACAUCUACAACAUUGCCGACGGUUGCCCGAUCCCAAACGAUCCCCUCGCCACCCACCCAAACUACAAGCCGCAAGUAUACUUCAAUCGCCCAGACGUUCGCGAAGCGAUCCACGCACCGAAGAACACGCACCACCUUGGUCCUGGGAAGAUCAACCACCUGGUCGAUACGAACUGGUUCGAAUGCGGGUUAGCGCAGGUCUUCCCCUUCGUCCCCUCAGGCAACAAAACCGGCCCUGAAGGCCAGGUAGAUCUGUCCCCGGAUCCGAUCCAACAUGUCCUCCCCCGCGUCAUCGACGCUACGCAGCGCGUCCUUAUCUCUAACGGGAACUACGACGCUCUGAUCCUAACGAAUGGAUCGCUGUUGGCGAUCCAGAACAUGACCUGGGGCGGCGAGCUGGGUUUCCAGAAGGCGCCGACGGAGGACUUUGUGGUUCCGGGGCAGGGUGUGAUGGGGAAGGCGCACGAGGAGAGGGGGUUGAUGUGGGUGGAGUCGUAUGCAUCGGGCCAUAUGCAACCACAGUACCAACCUCGUGCGACGCUGAGGCAUUUGGAGUGGAUGCUUGGGAGGAUCGAUAGCUUGUGA